This is a messenger RNA of Nilaparvata lugens (brown planthopper), 3999 nucleotides long. It is a transcript of the gene mino, whose product is annotated as glycerol-3-phosphate acyltransferase 1, mitochondrial. The transcript is spliced from 12 exons. The coding region runs from base 1 to 2196 and encodes 731 amino acids. The record is from RefSeq and is a predicted model, not a curated record. Gene Ontology annotation, cellular component: mitochondrial membrane. Lineage: Eukaryota; Metazoa; Arthropoda; Insecta; Hemiptera; Delphacidae.
AUGGUGGGGAUGCGUCAGGAGUGUAUUAGCAAUUGUGGUGACCCAUGGAUUCUCGUAGAUCCAGUCGUACCCUGUACUGUCGCUCCUGGUGUGACGAUGGCCCAAUUUGCGCAUACAAAUACAGCAAUCUACCCGUCAAUAACUAUGGAAUCGCUAUUAAGAAAAUCUUGCAGUGUGAUAAAUGUCCUGAGAGGUGAAUCUCUCGACAGCUGCCCCAGAGGAGUUCUAUCCAAAGUAUUCCCACAACUGACUCAGGCAUUCACUUUUAAAAAGUUCCCAUUCCCAUAUAUUUAUGACACAGUAUUGAAAGAUGAGCGCUUAGUAGAGGUUGUGAAAACAUCAGCUGAACAGCUUGUAGAAGAUGGAGAUGCUACUCCAGAACAAAAGACUAAAUUCUAUAAGCGCCAACAAGAAAGAGCGGUUCGCUUACUAUCGAAUCUUCGAUCAACAUUCUCAGAUAUCAUUCUCAGGUUAGCAUCAUGGGUGAUGACGAAAGUGUUUUCGAAAACUUUUUCGGGCGUUGUCGUUCAUCCAGCGCAUUUGGAGAUGCUGAAGAAGGCAAGUGGCUCAGGCCUGCCGCUGAUAUUUGUGCCUCUGCAUCGCAGCCACCUUGAUUACAUCGUCAUCACCUACAUCCUCUGCAACAACAACAUUCGAUCUCCGUUGGUCGCAGCUGGCGAAAACCUCAGGAUACCUGUCUUCGGGUGGCUUUUGCGUGGACUUGGUGCCUUUUUCAUCAAGCGAAGAAUCGACCCAGUCCAAGGCCGCAAAGACAUUCUCUACAGAGCCGUUCUGCACACUUACAUGACCGAAAGUCUGCGAGCAGGACAUAACUUUGAAUUCUUCAUCGAAGGAGGACGCACAAGAUCCGGAAAACCAUGCAUGCCCAAAGGAGGACUACUCAGUGUUUUCGUUGACGCCUAUUUGGAUGGCACAAUAGAAGAUGCCCUGUUGAUCCCAGUUAGCAUAAAUUACGAUAAACUAGUCGACGGAAACUUCGUCAGAGAACAGCUAGGAACUCCAAAGCAAAUGGAAACGUUCGGAAAUGCCAUCUCAGCUAUAUGGCGAGCUCUAACAUCACACUAUGGAAUAAUGAGAGUAGAUUUCAAUCAACCAUUUUCAUUGAGAGAACUAGUGAAAUCCUUCCAAACUCGUCUCUCUGCUGAAUUCAGCAAACAAAACGGUAAUCAGAAGAAAGUGUUGCAUUCAGUGCCGUCCAGUGCUUCGCUGUAUGGCACUGAUGUCGUAGCUGAAGAGCAGAGACAACUAGUCGAUUGUAUCGCUAGACACAUCGUUUACGGUAAGUUGUUCACAAUUCUUCUUGAGUGCGCCUGGCUGCAAUGUUGCAAACUUUGUAUUUUUAUAAUUGAUAUACUUGGACCUGGGCUUGUCAAACGUGAAAGAGAUGGUGGCAAAAUCUCAGUCUAUCCAGUAACAAUGCUUCCUAAUGUUAUUGAACUAUCCUAUUACAGUAACUCAGUGCUUCCACACUUUUCAUUGGAUUCAAUUGUUGCUACAACAAUCAAAUCGUUUGUUGCAAAGGGCCAAAGAAGUAUUCCACAGGAUUCGCUACUAGAAAAUUCUCUUCUUCUAUGUAAUAUUCUACAAUACGAGUUCAUAUUCACUAAAACUUGCCAGAAUCUGGAAAAUGCACUCCUCGAUACAAUAAAUCAUUUUCAAGAGAAAGAGAUUCUAAUUGUAGAACAGGAAAAUCUAACUGAAGAUCAAACGUGGAGUAAGCGAAUAGCUGCUCGUUUUGAGUAUGAUGACGACGACACAGAUGAAGGUGAAAGGCCCCAAUUUAGGCAACCUCCCUAUCAGAUUAAUGAGAGCAGUGAAACGUAUCAUUUCUACAGCCAACUUCUUAGGCCUUUCAUUGAUGUGUACAUAAUAAGCGCUACAAAUUUGCACAGAUUUGUGUCCCAAGUCAUUCCAGAGAGAGAUCAUAUAAAAGACGUCAUCAGUGAUAUCAACACACAACUCCAAACUGGAAGUAUUGAGUGCGGAGAAAGUGUAUCUGUCGACACUAUUCGCAACUCUCUCAAGUUGUUUGAGAAAUGGAAUGUGCUGGAGUGCCAUACUCAAGAUAAGACCAAGGUAUAUUAUCUCAACAAGCUCUAUGACAACGAACAAAGUCUUGAAAAAAUCACCAAUCGUCUUUUGCAAUUCUCUGCUAUUAGAGAAAACUGCACUUGACAUUCGAUUCGAGGAUAACACGUCAUUGCGGUGUUCAUCAACUCCAAGUCAGCUGCUGAUGAAUUAGACUGUAUCUCUGCUACCUAGCAGGAAUUGAGAACACCUCGUUGUGCUACUCCAUUUUGGGUACUCAGAAAUAUUUUAAUAAAUUUCAAGCUACGAAACAUGUUUUAGCUCGAUUGAAGAAAUAUAACAAAAUUGAUGACGAAAUUUUAAUAAAAUUAUAAAAUGUUGAAGCUCAACGGAGAAUACUCCAAGUUUUCAUCAAGGUCUUUCAGAAUAUUAUUUUUUCAUUGGAAAAGAGAAGCCAAUUUUCUGUGACAUGUAAAUAAUAUGCUGAAGCUGCAAGUUUCUUAUUUAUACUAGUGAAUUAAAAGUUGUGAAUUUAUAUAUAGUGUAUAAAAUAGUUUACUAUGCAGCUGAAUCACUAUUGUUACCAAAUAGCAUGGAAGAAUUUUACAAAUCGCUCAUUAUAAUGUGAUUUAUUCAAGCCAUAAACAUUAUCAUAUCAAUGAACUCGAUAAUAAUGAAGUUUUUUCGUUCAUAUUUUUGUAAGAGACCGAGGUAUUUUUUUCUCAAUCUUAAUGUGGCACUGGAUGAUAAAUAGCUAUUACAUACCGGUGCAUAUUUCUUAUCUAUUCUAUGUAAGGUUUUUGUUAAGUGUAAUGUAUUGAAUCUCAUCACAUUUUCUAUGAAAAUGAUUGCUAGUCGUACUGAACAAAAGUAAACAUUUAAACUAACUCGAUGAGUCAACAAAAAUAAGCAAUAUCAAUAUUGAAUUCUAUCAGGAAUCAAAAAUAAAAAUGAGGAAUUACUCUUCGGAUACCUGGUGGAAACAAUUUUUAAGAUAGUUGAUGAAAUUACUGGUAACAUGAACAAUUUAUGAGAUGUGUUGGAAUGGUUAAAGAGCUAGAAAUUUACUUACUGAAUUUAUUCAUUCAUUUAUUGGAUAGAGCAAACAAUACAAUAGUCUAAAAAGCAAAAACAGGCUAUUGCCCAAAACUUUUUCUAUUUCUUAAUUUUGUCUCAAAUUUAGUCUGAGUUCUUCGGAUACCUCCGGAUACCUUCGGAAUUGUUCUCCGGUGGAGACAAUUUUGAAGAUUAUUGAUGAAAUUAUUGGUAACAAGCAAAAUCGAUGACAUCAGUUGGAAUGGAUCAAUACCUUGAAAUUUACUUACUGAAUAAAUAACAUUUUGUCUGAGUUUGCUAGCUAGAUAGUUAAACACUAGUUAAUUGGCCAAUAUUAUUGUGCUGUGAAAUUAACGAACAUCGCACAGAUUGAGCUCAAUUCUGUGACUGACAUUUUUCUGUUAAUUAAUAGAAUGCAUGAUAUUUCAUCAUUUCAAUUGAAGGUAAAAAUAAAAAUAUCGCACAUCUUAUAAUUGGUUCUGAAAUUAAUUAUCAUUCAUCACAUUUACUAACUUAUCAAGAUGUUAGCUAGGCCUAUUGUAUUAGAUGUCAUAUUAUGAUUCUGUUAUUUUUUAUGGUACCGCAGCGUUCAUUUGAUUUACCAAUUGUAAAUAAUUUUAUUUUUAGCAUAUAAGUGAUUGGUUUAUAAUUGGCUCUCAUAAUUGAACUCUUGUGCGUCUGCAUGUGGGUUUUUCUCAUCAAUAGGUAGGUAAAUGUAAUUUUGUCCUUUAUGACAAAUAAUGAUCAAAUGAAAAGGCCAAACUCUAGAUGUUCUACUUUCUAAUAAAUUCUUGUAUGUUCAAAAGAUUUAUAAUUUUGAUUCUACUAUAUAACUUAUUAUUUAUGAUUGUUGUAUAUUUUUAUUGUUCGAAAGAUAAAAUUUUGUUAUUAGUA